CGUCAUUAGACAGGAGGCGUGGCUUGAAUCCUCCUUUUCAACCUUGUCCCGGCUACGGCCUUCCAGGCGCCUUCAGCUUUGCCGGUUUAAGUAAGACGCUGCAAAGUUCUCCGGGCCCCGUCACGGCCUCCGCCUCCUUGUGGUCAGACACCGAACUCCAGCCGCCCUCACAAUGUCUCUCAUCACCGCCGGACGCCUGUGCGCUCGUAUUCUCGGGGCUAAGAACUCCCCUUGUGUGCUGAUCGCGGCUCGCCAUGCCAGCUCCUCCACGAACCUAAAAGAUGUCCUGUCAGACCUCAUUCCCAAAGAACAGGCAAGAAUCAAGAACUUUAAACAACAGCAUGGGAAGACUGUUAUUGGCCAAAUCACCGUUGAUAUGGUAUAUGGAGGCAUGAGGGGCAUGAAAGGAUUAGUCUAUGAAACAUCUGUGCUUGAUCCUGAUGAGGGCAUCCGCUUCCGUGGUUACAGCAUCCCUGAAUGCCAGAAGCUGCUGCCCAAGGCACCAGGAGGUGAAGAGCCACUACCUGAAGGACUUUUCUGGCUCUUGGUCACAGGGGAGGUUCCCUCACAAGAACAGGUUAACUGGCUUUCUAAAGAGUGGGCAAAGCGAGCUGCUCUACCUUCCCACGUUGUAACAAUGCUUGACAACUUUCCCACCAAUCUGCAUCCCAUGUCUCAGUUCAGUGCAGCAAUCACGGCCCUAAACAGCGAGAGCAACUUUGCUCGGGCUUAUGCUGAAGGCGUUAACAAGACCAAGUACUGGGAGUUGAUCUAUGAAGACUCCAUGGAUCUGAUUGCAAAACUCCCAUGCGUUGCAGCAAAGAUCUACCGUAACCUUUACCGUGAGGGAAGCAGUAUUGGAGCCAUAGAUUCUAACUUGGACUGGUCCUACAAUUUCAGCAACAUGCUGGGAUACACCGAUGCCCAGUUCACAGAGCUCAUGAGACUCUAUCUCACCAUCCACAGUGACCAUGAAGGCGGAAAUGUAAGUGCACACACCAGUCAUCUGGUUGGCAGUGCCCUCUCUGACCCUUACCUAUCUUUUGCUGCUGCCAUGAAUGGACUUGCUGGUCCUCUCCACGGAUUGGCCAAUCAGGAGGUGCUAGUCUGGUUAACAAGUCUGCAGAAGGAUUUGGGUGGAGAAGUAUCAGAUGAGCAGCUCAGAGACUACAUCUGGAACACACUGAAUUCUGGCAGGGUGGUACCUGGGUACGGCCAUGCUGUCCUCAGAAAGACUGAUCCUCGCUACACAUGUCAAAGAGAAUUUGCCCUAAAGCAUCUUCCCAACGAUCCUAUGUUCAAGCUGGUGGCUCAGCUCUACAAGAUUGUACCCAAUGUAUUACUUGAGCAAGGAAAAGCCCAGAACCCCUGGCCCAAUGUAGAUGCUCAUAGUGGUGUCCUCUUACAGUAUUAUGGCAUGAAGGAGAUGAAUUACUAUACAGUCCUCUUUGGUGUGUCAAGAGCAUUGGGAGUCCUUUCUCAGCUUAUCUGGAGCCGUGCACUUGGGUUCCCUCUGGAGAGGCCUAAAUCCAUGAGCACAGAUGGCCUCAUGCAGCUAGUCAAAGCAAAAUCUGGUUAAAUAAAAACGGAACGCCGAAGGCUUCACUCAUUCUGGGUGAAGGGCCAAGUAAAAGACAGUACACCUUUCGUUUCAACAGACUGCUUUGCACCCCAUUGUCUUCUGAGCGCUGACAAGAAAACACUUUUUUGGUUAUUUAUGCUGAAAUAUGUUCUGUUCACAACAUAUCCUGUUCAUCUACCUUCCCUGCUGGAGCGCUUCAGUUCUCCACCAGGAAAGGGUUCAUGUGCUGCCGAUAGGGAUCAGACUUGUUGUUCACUGGUUACCUAUAACCUUCCUUUUACUUAUUUAUAAACCAGCCUGCAAGACUUGCUGUACACCUUUGUCUGCUCCAGCUAUACUGCGGCAAAAAAAAAGCUGUGACUUUUGCAAUUGCUCUAGCAAAGGGUCAUAUCUUUAUAGAAGAUUUUUGGUAAACACUAUAUAUAUGUUAGUGUUGCAUUCUAAAAUUUACAUGGUUCUUCUGUUAAAGGGGUUAUGCAAUGGCCUGAUUUUGAACCCCACGAUCAGCUGUUGGCGCUCAUGCAAGCACUGCUUCUUUUUCAAAAGGAGACGACGCGCAGGUAAACUACAAUUGAGCCAUCCCUAUCAAAUGAGUGGGCCGAAAAGUUGUAAGUACCCUGCGCUGCCGCUGUAACAGAACAGCGCACAGGUAAUUUUGAGGAAGCAGCGCUCGCACCAGCACAGCUAACCCUUCAAGCAGCUGAUCGGCGGAGGUGCAGGGAGUUGGGCCCCUGCUGAUCUGACUAGAUCACCAUCAUUAUUAAGACGCUGCACAACCUCUUUAUCCAUGAAACCUUUUCUCAUGGGGCUUGGGGGGAAAAACCCAAAAGCUUGAUAGUGCUGUCACACUAGUGGUGUGGUCAGUUGUGAAGCUAUCCGUUCCUUGCAUGUCUGAUACAUGUAUGGGCGACACAUUUGUCCUGGAAAAUGGACUCUCUGCCUGGCUGCUUUUCUAGGAUUUUUUUAUGGUUGUUUUUAUAUCGGAGAAUGUUCCCUUCUGAGUUCACAGAGAACCAAGAACGGUCUCGCAGCAGUGCUUCCUGUGAUGAUGUGCAGCUUUUAUUCCUGGUUCUGGUCAUAUCUUAAGUGAAGCUUUUAUUUUUCAGAUUUUUAUGUCUAGAUUCCUGCCAUCCCCUGGUUAUCUGUCAUGAAUGUAUGAACAAUUAUUUUUAUUUUUUUCUUGUGUGUGAUAAAAAGGUAAAGCCACUGUGAUGGAGACGGUUCAGGUGUUUAAAACGUAUGUUUCUUCUUAAAAGCUGCUUUUUAGCCUGUUUCCUUUCCUGUUUCCUCCAGCAGUGUGUAGUGAGCAAUAUCUAACCACGGUUUGAGAUUGCACAAGCUGCUGAAUUAUUUUUUUGGUAAACCGCUUCUAUACCAUAUUUUUGGCUAUAUUUGGAAGCUAUAAGAAAGCAGAAACCGUAAAUAAAACGGAUUAAACCAAUACAAUAGUCAUUUGGCCCUAUUUGGCAUUACUUAAGCUGCUACCAUCUCUUUCAAGUAAUUGCUCCCAACUUGGUAAAACUAGUCUGGUAAAGCUAACUUCCUCGGCAGUACUGGAAAUCGCCCAUUAGCCUCUAGAAAGAAAGGGAAUCCUAUAUAAUACACUCCUACACCUCUAACUGUGUGACAUACUUGCCCCCUCUUGUCUGUGCAGGCAGAACAUGCCAGCAAACGCUGUGCAAAUUACAGAUGGAUGUUCAGAUUCACAAUAGACUUAAGGUUGUUCUGUAUAAAUGCAAAAUAAAUGUUUUUAUUAACUA
Messenger RNA from Bufo bufo (common toad), 3342 nucleotides. It is a transcript of the gene CS, whose product is annotated as citrate synthase. Gene Ontology annotation, cellular component: mitochondrial matrix. The transcript is spliced from 11 exons. Gene Ontology annotation, biological process: carbohydrate metabolic process; citrate metabolic process; tricarboxylic acid cycle. NCBI's taxonomy places the organism in Eukaryota, Metazoa, Chordata, Amphibia, Anura, Bufonidae. Bases 173 to 1579 code for a protein of 468 amino acids. The record is from RefSeq and is a predicted model, not a curated record.